Messenger RNA from Lactuca saligna, 1074 nucleotides. Lineage: Eukaryota; Viridiplantae; Streptophyta; Magnoliopsida; Asterales; Asteraceae. The record is from the annotation of a GenBank genome assembly.
GAGAGAGAGAGAGAGAGAGAGGGAGAGAGAGAGAGAGAGAGAGAGAGAGAGAGAGAGAGAGGAUGGCGAGCAAUAUUGGGAUGAUGGACAGUGCGUAUUUCGUUGGGAGGAAUGAGCUUCUCUCAUGGAUCAAUGCCAACCUUCAACUCAAUCUUUCUCGUAUUGAAGAGGCCGCUUCAGGUGCUGUACAGUGUCAGAUGAUGGACAUGACCUAUCCAGGAGCCGUUCCAAUGCACAAGGUUAACUUCGAUGCAAGAACAGAAUAUGAUAUGAUCCAAAACUACAAAGUACUACAAGAUGUAUUUAACAAACUUAAAAUCGAUAAGCAUAUUGAAGUAAAUAGACUAGUGAAGGGUCGGCCAUUGGACAACUUGGAGUUUCUACAGUGGUUGAAACGCUAUUGUGACUCUGUAAAUGGUGGCAUCAUGAAUGAGAAUUAUAAUCCUCUGGAACGUAGGAGUAAGAUAUGUAAAGAACGUCAUGCGAAAGCAAUGGCAUCCCAAUCCCAGAAGAAUUCCAAGUCUUUACAAACAAACAACUCCCAGAAUCCUGGAUCAGGGGACCACAAGAUAAAUGGGAGUAAGCAAAAACCAAGUGGAGUAGUAGUAGAAGUGGAGUCUGAUUCUUCAGAGAAGAUUAAGGCUUUGUCGAAUGAGAUUACGGAGCUGAAGAUAUCUGUGGAUCUUUUGGAGAAAGAACGGGAUUACUACUUUGCAAAGUUACGGGAUAUUGAGAUACUUUGUCAGGGACCGGAAUUGGAAAAUAUUCCGAUGGUUGUGGCAGUUAAAAAGGUGCUCUAUGCUGCAGAUGAAGACUCUGCACUUGCGGAAGCUCAACAAAUCCUAUCUGCCACUUCCAAUCAGUAAAUAAUCACCAGCUGGAUAAACAAAACAAAACAAAACCAAACCAAACCAAACUGUUGUAUCAUUUCAUUCACAUUGUAAAAUUAAGUUAUCACAUGACCUGGCCAUUUUUCACCACAAAAAGGACAUGGAACUUGUAUUUGUAUGUACAAUCUUGUUUAUUUAAAUUGAUACAAUUUAAAUGAAAUGAAAUCUUCACAUAUUUCUCUUA